Messenger RNA from Paramuricea clavata, 2743 nucleotides. NCBI's taxonomy places the organism in Eukaryota, Metazoa, Cnidaria, Anthozoa, Malacalcyonacea, Plexauridae. The record is from the annotation of a GenBank genome assembly.
AAGAAUGGAAACCACGAAUUUGACUUUGCUUGGAUUGCUUUACCUGGUAUCCUUAAUAGAGUCAAUUCAGUAUUGCGACAAGAAUUGUUCACUGCUGGCGACAAAGGUAUAUAUAACAAAGAUUCUUUGUUACUCUUUCUCUCGUUGACUUCAUUAUAAUAUUAUUUUCCUUCUAAAAAAUUUCAUAUAAUCAUACCAUAAUACGAAUUAUGUGUGGAGUAAAUUGCAUUUUGGCGAGUUUAAUAGUUCCACAUUCAUAUUAGGAUGUAAUAUAUGAACAACGAGAGCGAGUGUUUCACCGGGAUAUCCAAACACGAGAAAACAAUGUAUGAGAACACGAGCGCGAAGCGCGAGUGUUUUCAUACAUUGUUUUCGAGUGUUUCGAUAUCCCGGUGAGACACGAGCUCGAGUUGUUUAUAUGGCUUCUCAAAUGAAUCGAGACGUAACAGAAUGUUUUCGUUUGCUGAUUUGAAUAGAAUUCUUAACCAAGCAUAACGUAAUUAGGAAUUCUAUUCAAGUAAUUUUGCAUGCGUAAUUAAGAUAUUUGAUGAAAACACUAGUGAGUUUCAUCAAGUAUCCAAAUGGCAUCUUGUGAUCAAAUAGGUGUUUAUCAUUGGCUGAAUUACUCAUGAAUUAUUAAUGAAUUUGAGAAAUAUAUUUUCUCACAUCUUGUAGCUGUAAACUCUCGGAACUAAUUAGAUAUUAAUUUUCUUAACUUCGAUUCUUUCGAUUUGAAAUGCGAACUGAAUAGUUUUGCCCUGAGUAUCACCAAAUGAGAGAACAAAAGAUUGAUUUAUUCUGAAAAACGUUGAGAUAGUUUCCCUACAAUAACCAUUACUUGAUUUUUCAGCAUUCAAAUUUAACUGUUUGUUGUAGUUAUAACAGUACUCUUGUAAAGAUUAUAGCAUGCCAGGAUGAAAAGAAUGGAAGAUUAUAAAUAUUUAUUUAUCGGUGCCGUGUAAGGCUUGAUUUAGACUGUCGUUUUCGUUGGUCUACUGCAGUGACUAAAACGCGUAUUAGUUAAUUUAAAUCAUCAGUGCCUAUCGCUGAUCAAUGCCAUAAGAGCAACUGACAAACUCAAGGUAUUCAUCUCACGAGUCUCAUGCAUUCUUGACUAGAUAAUGCAAAACUCUGUACAUCUAUAAAUGGGAACUCGAAAGACGAAAUGUUCCUGAAACAUGCUUCAGGUCCGUCGAACUCUAUUGCAAGGUAACCGAGAUUUGUGCAGACCAUCGGUAACUAAAAUGACUUACCCAACUAUUCGGCAAAUAGUCUAUAGACUAAGAUUACAAUUUACAACUUUUACUUUCCAUUAUAUCUCCGUCGUAAUUUAAACCAUUCAGUUUGUCCGAUAUAGGCAAAUAGGAUAACGUCAUUGGAAGGGUGAAAAUUGCUAAAAAUCCUGGAAUUCAAAAACAGAUUAAGUAUUUUCUAUCUAUUUUCUUUUACGCCCGCAGUUGAUUAUUCAAAAUACUAAAUAGAUUAAAAACCACAACACCUCCAUUACUUAUGCGCUACUAGUAUUCCUUCAAAAUAACUAGUUGGGAUUCGAGAACUAAAUAAGUGAAUUUCCAAAGUUAUGAAUUUCCCAGAAUAUGCCAACGGAUGAUAUCUUCUUUAGGUUCAAAAUUUGGAAACGCAAGUUCAAAUUUUCUCCAGCCUUCUGCAAAUUCAAUCUACUAUAAUAGCAAAGUACAUCGUUCAACGUGAGUUAGCGACUGGCACGACAUCGAUAUCCUCAGACAACAGUGUCAAAAUAACAAAACAAGCCAACGAGAUCAAGGAACUUCAAAGAGACGUUGCUGCUUUAAAAUACGCAAUGGAAACUCAACAGAUGAUCAGAGUGCUCAAUGAUAAUUUUGAGAAAUUAAUUAGUAAGUUGUUAACUUUCGUACUAUUUAAAUUAUUUCCCACAGUUGCCAUGUUUUCAUUUUAUCAGUCAUGUGAAUGGUAAAUAUUGUUGAAGCAUAUAUCACAUGUCAAAAUACGCUUUAUUGUAUCUGUAUAUUAUAUCUCAUACGUCAUACCGUAAAUUUCCCAGGUGUGUUUAAGCAAAUCAAUAAGCCCCUGCCCUACUUUUUCAUUACUAACAUUGAUAUUCAAAAGAGUCAAAACAACCCCUGCAAAUUUGACUCCAGAACCACUCUUUUGUUGUCAUUCUGACUCUAACGUUUGAAUUUGCGGUGCAAUUAGCCUCCACUGAAUGACGAAGUAUAAGUAUUCUGACAUGACUGCCCCAUUUUUUUCAGAGGCUAUUUCCAGUACUGUUCGUAUUGGUACAGUAGACGUAUUACUAACAAAAAUUAACCAAAAACUCAGUGCCUUGGAUAGAAAAUAUAAAACUCAAGAUUCUCAAAUCAAGCGACUUGAAUCCGCGAUCGCAUCAGGUAAGUUAAUAUCGUUUUUCAGUUUUAAAGCUUUUUUUCUGAAGAACCAGCUCAAAUGUCAACGGUUGGGUUGAAAAGACUCUCUUCUUUCCACCAAUACGGUCCUGUUCUGGGGCCGGUUGUACGAAGGCCGGAUAGUGCUAUACACCGGGUAGUAAUUUUUCCACCGUUGUAAAAUUACGGAUAUGAACCUUGCAAUUAAUAAAAAGAAACUUCAAUUUUUAAAUACUAAACUUUAACCGGCAUCUAAUGAUUAGGGUUACUAUCUUCUUUUAGACAACUUGUCGAAAGUAACGAACCAAUUACGUCCUACAAGGAUUAAACUUUCAGCACAUGAUCAAGUCUGCGAAUCUUAG